Messenger RNA from Penaeus chinensis, 973 nucleotides. RefSeq names its product luciferin 4-monooxygenase-like. Lineage: Eukaryota; Metazoa; Arthropoda; Malacostraca; Decapoda; Penaeidae. The transcript is spliced from 4 exons. Gene Ontology annotation, molecular function: CoA-ligase activity. The record is from RefSeq and is a predicted model, not a curated record. The coding region runs from base 51 to 674 and encodes 207 amino acids.
CAGUGCACUUCUCUCCACAGACUGGCAAGGGAGCGGGCGUCGGGUACGGCAUGACGGAGGCUUGUGCCACCAUUGCUAACAACGGCGGCCCACUCGGGUUCCAACUGGGUUCCGUCGGGAGGCUGCUCCCUUACUAUGAGGGGAAGGUGGUGGACGUGGAGACGGGCCAGGUGCUGGGGGUGGGCCAGGAGGGCGAGGUGUGCGUCAGGGGCCCCUCGGUCAUGCUGGGCUACAUGGGCAACCCCGCAGCCACAGCCGAGGUUAUCGACGAGGACGGGUGGCUUCACACGGGAGACCUCGGCUUCUUCGACCAAGACAACUUCAUCUUCCUUACAGAUCGUCUAAAGGACCUCAUGAAAGUCAAAGGAUAUCAGGUGGCGCCGAGCGAGAUCGAGAAGAUCGUGCGGGAGAUGGAGGGCGUUACUGACGUGUCCGUGGUGGGCAUUCCCGACGGCAGGCUGGGCGAGGCACCGAGGGCGUGGGUGGUACCAGCGCCCGGGGCCAGUCUUGAUCCGGCUCACAUCCAGCAAUAUGUUGCAGGCCGAGUCUCCGCGCCUUACAAGCAGCUGGCAGGAGGCGUGGAGUUGAUUAACGAUCUCCCCAAAAAUCACCUGGGAAAGGUUCUCAAAAGGAAGCUCAAAAUGGACUAUCUCAAACCUCGCUCCAAACUAUAAGGAUUCCUAUCCCCCGUGUCUCCUCCUUCCCACUCCUCUCUCUCUCUCCCUCAACAUUUUUCUCUCCCUCUCCUCCCUCCAUCCCUCCUUCCUUCUCUCACCCUCCCUUUCCUUCAUUACCAUCUUUCUUUGUCGUCCUCAAUAUGUGCUGUAUUGUUGACGCUAUUUUAAAUGCUAUUUAAACGGGUAGAUUAUGUUGUUGGUAUACUUCUCAGUUAAUAUGUAUUGUGUAUCUAACGUUGGGUAUUUCCCAUUUUGUUUAUAAUGUGGCCUUGAGGUAAAUAAAUGUAAUGAAUAUA